AGUUUACGUUUGAUGAGCCUGUAGUGUACCUUAAUAACCCCGUAUUAGUAGCGUUAAAGGUUGUAUAUAACGUGAUAUAUGCCUAACGGAAUUUGUCAUUUUGAGUGCAUUAAGCGGCAUGGCGAAGUUCAUCAUGGCGGCAAAAGUUUAUGUUUUGAACGUUGUGAUGGAGAGUUUUUAUUUUUUGUCCAACAAAUCGUAGCUGUCAGGUGACAAUGCAAUAGGCACCUUUUACAAAUCCUAACCAAAAUGGUGGAUCUACUGGAUGACUUUCUGUGUGGGAGAUACAGGAAAUGUGUUGAGUAUCUGGAGGGAUGUGAAGAUGGCAAGUUCCAGCCAACACAAGUACAAGUACAGUCUAACAAGGCUGUCUGCAAGCUUCUCAUGACACUGUCAUGCUCCCCGGUGGAUGCUGUGAAAACUUUGAGGACCUCUCUCAACGAGCUGGAAAAGUACCUCAUACAAAUACAGAGUUUUCCACCCGAGAUGUUGAACAUGGAGACUGAGAUGACUAUAGUCUACAACAGUGUUUACCUCAAUCUGCUACUUCACACACACUGCGGCGGCGGCGAUGACGGCCAGGCGGUGAUGUCCCAGUGUGGAGCUGUAUUCAGCAAGAGUCUUGCCAGAGUGUUGGCAGCAGUUAAGCACAUCCCAUGUCCCAGAACUCCUGCUGAUUCCCCAGACCAGGCGGUCAUGUCACAGUUACAUGAGCUUCUUCAGUACUCACAGAUUCUGCAUGCAUAUGGGAUCACGUCCCCCAUCUGUUUUGCUGGAUGUGCCUGGUCCUGUCUACAGAUGCUGGUGAAGAAAGAGAAAGAAGCCUUGACUUGCCUAGAGUCUCUCACACAGAUGCUGGCAGAAACAGGAGAUACAUCACAGAUGCCAGUGAAUUCUGCUGGACUCCGUCUGUGUGUGUCAGUGCCAGGAGACAAAGUCCGGCAGCGAGCCAGCCACACGGAAACCCUGUUUGCCCCGGACCUUGUGGGUCUCCUCAAGGGGCUGUGUCACUACAAGCUGGCAUACUGGGGGCUGAGUAGGGAGUGCCUGUCAGGGAUACACGGGGACAGUCUGCGGACUCAGGUGAAAUAUGUAAUAGGACUGUGUUACCUGAAGGAGGGUAAGGCUGAUGACUGCGAAUAUUCUGCAUCUCUGUACUGGAGGCUGCCUUACACCGGAGCUCCUCAUGUCCGUCACACAGGUCGGGAUGCUCCACCUGAUGGGACAGUGCUAUGCCCACAAGGUGAGAAUAUAUUCUACAUCUCUGUACUGGAGGCUGCCUUACACCGGAGCUCCUCAUGUCCGUCACACAGAUCCAGGACGCUCCACCUGAUGGGACAGUGCUAUGCCAACAAGGUCCGGGAUGCUCCACCUGAUGGGACAGUGCUAUGCCAACAAGGUGAGAAUAUAUUCUACAUCUCUACUGGAGGCUGCCUUACACCGGAGCUCCUCAUGUCCGUCACACAGAUCCAGGACGCUCCACCUGAUGGGACAGUGCUAUGCCCACAAGGUGAGAAUAUAUUCUACAUCUCUACUGGAGGCUGCCUUACACGGAGCUCCUCAUGUCCGUCCACACAGAUCCAGGGCGCUCCACCUGAUGGGACAGUGCUAUGCCCACAAGGUGAGAAUAUAUUCUACAUCUCUGUACUGGAGGCUGCCUUACACGGAGCUCCUCAUGUCCGUCCACACAGAUCCAGGACGCUCCACCUGAUGGGACAGUGCUAUGCCCACAAGGUGAGAAUAUAUUCUACAUCUCUACUGGAGGCUGCCUUACACCGGAGCUCCUCAUGUCCGUCCACACAGAUCCAGGACGCCCACCUGAUGGGACAGUGCUAUGCCCACAAGGUGAGAAUAUAUUCUACAUCUCUGUACUGGAGGCUGCCUUACACCGGAGCUCCUCAUGUCCGUCACACAGGUCCGGGAUGCUCCACCUGA
Haliotis rubra (blacklip abalone) is the source of this 1935-nucleotide messenger RNA. RefSeq lists its product as uncharacterized. The coding region runs from base 250 to 1935 and encodes 561 amino acids. NCBI's taxonomy places the organism in Eukaryota, Metazoa, Mollusca, Gastropoda, Lepetellida, Haliotidae. The record is from RefSeq and is a predicted model, not a curated record. The transcript has 9 exons.